UUUGAUUGAACAAACGCGUGGAUUCUUUUAUCCCAUCCAUCACCUCCACCCCUCCCCUCCCUCUCCAAACACAGACGCGGGUUAAUUUCUCGUCCAUUCUCUCCUGUGGCACCGAGGUGGACAGAAACUUAUGCGGCUGACCCUCUGCUGAAUAACAAAGAGACGCUUAAGGUGAAGUUUCAUCCCUCGGAAAGCCUUCUGGUGUUGUUUUUUCUUGCAUUUAGAGAACGGAAAUGAAUCAUUUGGAAGGAUAUUGCAGCGCGUAAAAGUUGUGGAUGGUUACUUUUACGCACAAACAUCCCACGGACUAUUUUAUCCCCAAACGUUGCUGUAAAAUAAGAGAGCAGGUGAAAUUCUCCCCUCUGCAAAAAUUCCGCCAACAAGCAGGCUGGAAGACCAUCCACUCCGGAGAACACCGCGGAUCCGCAGAGCGCAGAUGAUCGCAACUGGUGUUUGUGGAGUCGCGCUGGUGCUGGUGUUGGUGGUGCUGAUCCCGGUCGUGGUGAACACCGCCGGGACUCCUGCCCGCUACGAGAUGCUCGGCUCUUGUCAGAUGGUGUGUGACUCCCACGGGACAGCGGCGACAGCCACGGCAAAGGCGACCAACCCGAUCAAAGACAACCGGCUGGUCCAGUCGUUGCCCACGUUCAUCCAAGGUCCCCAAGGAGAGCCGGGGCGCGUGGGGAGGAUGGGUCCGAGGGGUCCGGUUGGCGAGCCCGGGCCCCCUGGACCUGCUGGUCCUCCUGGAGAGAGGGGGGCGCCGGGCCCUCCCGGUCUACCCGGGGCCCCUGGAAUAAAUGGACCGAAUGGUGCCAUCAGCGCUGCCACCUAUAAUACCAUCCCAAAGAUCGCGUUUUACGCAGGACUGAAGAAGCAGCACGAGGGAUAUGAAGUCUUGAAAUUCGACGAUGUAGUUACAAACCUAGGUAAUCAUUAUGACCCCGCAACAGGGAAAUUCACCUGCUCGAUACCAGGGAUUUACUUCUUUGUUUACCAUGUGCUGAUGCGAGGCGGGGACGGGACGAGCAUGUGGGCAGACCUCUGCAAAAACACCCAGGUAAGACCCCAGCCUACCUUAUACUUAACCGGUCUUUUGCUUUUUUAAAACUUUUUAACUAUAUACCCACAAAACAGCCUCUAACUGGCAUCAGACAGAUUACGCCUGACUUUUACGCACGUUUCUCGUUUGCAGAGGAAGCACGCCAAUCUUAGUUUUCUGGCACCUUUAAAAACAGUUUAUAUCCAGACAGUAAAGAUGUCUGAUAUUUGUUUAUAAUUUUCAAAAAGAUUACAGCUGCGUCGUCACUCGUGGAGCUGUCCACGGUCCUGAUUUAAACGCGCUUCACCACCAAAAUGCCUCGUUUCCCCCUCCAGGUGAGAGCCAGCGCCAUCGCCCAAGACGCCGACCAGAACUACGACUACGCCAGCAACAGUGUGGUCCUGCACUUGGAACCCGGGGACGAGAUUUACAUCAAGCUGGACGGCGGGAAGGCGCACGGGGGCAACAACAACAAGUACAGCACCUUCUCCGGCUUCAUGUUGUACGCUGAUUGAAACACCGUGGGAGAAGACACCUGAUCUCCAUAUACAGCUCGCUUCACUGCUCAUGCUCGGUUCCAUGUCAGCUGGAUUAUAAGAGACAGAGCUCAACAUUACCAUAUGGCAAAAAAAAAAGAGUCCUUGGAGAUGUGGAGGACCUCAUGCGUGUAAAAGAGCUGUUCUACAGUGUCAUUACAGAAUAUAAUCAUGGAUUUUGAGGUGUACAGCACUGAAUUGUACCUGUCAGAUUGAUUAGUGUUGCUAUUGAACCCUGUACGAACUGUUUAGCUUAACAAAUUAAGUUUGCUGGUAUGUCAGACCUGCCAUAACACCUGCUGAGUGACUGGGAGAUUAAUGUAUUCACCUUUAACCUUCAGUUAUAAAUGCAGAAAUGAUACCCAUAUAGUCACCACUCUGUCACAGUGAUGUUAGUCCAUAUGUGUGCUUUAUUUUACAAACCGUAUUUAACAGUUCUUGCAUUUUUGGAGUGAAAAUGUAAAAACCGAAGUGAUGCAUGAUUGUAAAAAUGACGUUUUAACACUAAUGGGGAACCGUGAAGGGCCAAACUGAUGAUCUUUGUCACAAGAAGAUCACCGACUCAUUUUCUGUCUCCCUGUGACAACCACAGGGUAGUCUGGUGGGAAGUCAACAAUCUUACACUCUCUCUGUAUAAAACUGUCCACAAAUGUGUAAAAAUAUAAUGUAUAAAAUAAAUCCUCCGACUCCC
This is a messenger RNA of Xyrichtys novacula (pearly razorfish), 2266 nucleotides long. The record is from the annotation of a GenBank genome assembly. Lineage: Eukaryota; Metazoa; Chordata; Actinopteri; Labriformes; Labridae.